GCGGAACGGAGCAGUGGCGAAGGGAACUCCCAGAACAUUCCGGAGUCGAUGCAUCGCGGCAGCUCGGAAAACAACCUGGAUCUGGACCUGAGCGACAUCCCAGACUCCCAACGCUACCUCGACUCCUCCCACCGCAGCCUAGACUCCUCCUACCGCUCCCUUCCCCCCGGACUCAACAGCCUGCAGCAGAAGAUCCUCAGGGUUUGUUGUUUAAUGGUUAUAAAGAUCUCCUAGAGUUUAGAAUGGUGGGCUAGCAACAGGAGGGAUCCAAAGGCCGAUUGGAAAAUCUUGUGGGGAGUGGCCCGCAAGAAGGUUCCUGGCAUAAGUAUCCUAGAUGCAAUCUCUUGCCAUUAUACCCUGCCAUUAUACAAUGUGUUUGUGUGCCUAGCAGGUUUGGGUUAAAAUAAAAACAAAUUCUGUGGACUAUAAGGAUCAUGGUAAAGAACAAGAAGGCCCGUUUAUGCUCCCAAUUCACCACUUUAUUGACAACGUACCGAUCCAAAACAGAUUUUCGUCAGGUCAAACGGACUGAGUGCUCACAUUGCAAAAUAUACACAUUUCACCUCGCAUGACCAUUAAGGCAUCCACAUGCCUCCCAGCCUGAAGAGUUCGGAAGAGUUAGUGUAUAUAUUAUGAUGACAUUUUGUGAAGUUUUUCUUCGUUUUGGACACAACAUUUUUUCUCACGGCAAGCCUAAGUCGGUAGCCAAAGUCUUACGCCCCUUCAUCUGUGAUUGGUCAACGGUAGGGAUUCUUCAAUAAUGUCUUUAUUGUCAUUCAACGAGAGAUGACUAGUUUUCAUGCACAUUUUUUCAUUGAGAAAUACUGCACCAAACAUCUUAGUUAGAUGUCAAAUUGAGCAACUAAGAUCUCCUCGGCAAAAAUGUCUAAAUUAAAUUAAUUUCUUGAGUUAUCUUAGAUUAAUUCUGACUAUUUUGAGGAAGUGUAUACUGGCUACGGCGUCUCAAAAUGGACAAACAGUAUUAUCAAAGAUUUGUAUCACUAACCCAAGAUAGACCACAGCCUGUCGUUUCCAAUGGGAGCAGAGUAUGUGAGUGGAGUUGCGCACUGCUCUGGCGCUCCAUGUCCUUUCCUACCACUCUGCUCCACUCUCACAGGAAAAAAAACUCCCGCUCCAAAUUCACUCCAUUCAUUAAAAUCACAAUUUAACCAACACCCAUCUAUUUUUGUGACUACCUGGACCUACUAAUUGGUUUUUAAGUAUCGAAACCAAACCAUAUGGAUUUCAAUGAAAAGUAUUUGAAUAAACAUGAAAAGUUGAAUGUAAGAAGCGAACAUCAUUUCAAAUAGGCUACGUCGUAUUAAACAGCAUAUAAACACUCUAAAUAGGAGCCAGACAGGAAGCCUAAGAAGGAACAAAAAUCAAUUAUUUAAGCUAUAUUAUUUCAAUUAUUUCAAGGCUAUAGCCUACAAAGUACAUUGUGAAAGAUUUGCGAGUGCGACACAAUAAAGCGCGCAGCAUUUAAACAACAUUUUGUUGUAAAUCAUUAUAGUCUAUAAAUUGCGCAUAUAGGCUGUGGCUUACUUACAAUUAAAUAGAAAUAAAAUGAAAAAUGACUUAUUAGGCUCAGUGCCUUUGAAUUCAUUUUUAGAAACAAGAGUUUGGCCAGUCUGUGGCUUCAGGCUCAUGCGAUGGUGCCUGGAGAACAGGCCAGCAGUGGAAAAUAUCCUCUCCACGCUUGCAGAGCCACUGGGGAUGCUAAACACCCUUUUGACCACUCUUGCCAGGCUGGGCAGAGAUGCAGAGUUGUUAAAAAAAAAAUCGAAAGGUUUUUAGGCAAAAUAACCCAAUCAAAACAGAAUGCUCCUUGAACGUGGGAAUAUGCCAGGCCUAUUGGGUCAAACUCAAUUAUGGCCUUUUGUAUAGAUAAUAGAACAAAAAUGAAGGAAACAUUUUAGAGAUCUGAUAUUUGGCUUAUAAAUACUUUGCUACAAUGACACAGUUAGCUACCCACCUCGUUCCUUUAUUUUAGCACGUAGUAAGUACACAUCAUACUUUUGGGUAAAUGUAUUUUCAGAUUCCACAAUGAUUCUUUAGUUGUGGACACUACAUCACUGCACUCCCUCUCUUGCUCUUGGUCCUCAUCUACUGGAGCGAAAUUGGAGCAGGCGAGAAGGCCGACGCGCCAACCUUUGGGAAUGUGUCUCCACGCUCCAGUCAAAUUGGGCACGUUCCGCUCCUCGCUCCGCUCACAUACUCUGAAUGGGAGUACAUUUGUCAUAGUGGACAGAACAAGCAAGAUGUGGGCAGAGCCAAGGACGAGCUAGCGAGACCCUAUUGGCUCGUUCUAGCAUGUAUUUGCAUAUUUCCAUUAGGGAACGCCUACUCUGUGAAGUGCGUGUGUGCAAUAACUCAAUUCGCCCUUGCACUCCUUCUAAACAACACACUUUUUUGAAACUUUGGCAAAGGGUAAAGUCUACAAACCUUAGCCCACUCUAUUCGUAGCAGAUUCUAGUUUUGGAAACAGAGAACUGUAUUGAGAUCAAAUGUUUCAGGACUUUUGAUCAGAGAAAGCCUGUGGUCCCGCAUUUAAUGGAGGCUCGUCACAUCAGCUCUCUGAGAUACAGUACAUUGGUAUCGAACAUGUUAAGGCUCCUAGGAGGGGGGAGAUACUGAUAAUAUAUUACUGAGAAAAUAAUUGUAUUGGAUUCACAAUUGAUCCAACCAUGUCUCCUAAAGGUCUGAACCAAGAGUUUGAUAUCAGACCAUUUCUUCUUCUUUCUGAAUAUGUUACGUUGAUUUAUUAAAAAUAUCACAUUUACAUAAGUAUUCAGACCCUUUACUCAGUACUUUGUUGAAGCACCUUUGGCAGCGAUUACAGCCUUGAGUCUAAUUGAGUAUGACGCUACAAGCUUGGCACACCUGUAUUUGGAGAGUUUCUCCCAUUCUUCACUGCAGAUCCUCUCAAGCUCUGUCAGGUUGGAUGGGGAGUGUUGCUGCACAGCUAUUUUCAGGUCUCUCCAGAGAUGUUCUAUCGGGUUCAAGUCCGGGCUUUGGCUGGGUCACUCAAAGACAUUCAGAGACUUGUCCCGAAGCCACUCCUGCGUUGUCUUGGCUGUGUGCUUAGAGUCGUUGUCCUGUUGGAAGGUGAACCUUCACCUUCACCCCAUAUCUCCGAAUGCACUGUAUGUACCUCUGUGAUUAAUUAUGAUUGACUAUGCGCAAAAGUGAAUUGAAUUGUGUGAAAUGUGAAAUGUGUAUAUUUUGGGAUAUGAGCACUCAGUCUGUUUGACCUGAUGAAGAUCCGUUUCGGAUGGAAACGUUAUCAAUAAAGCGGUGAAUUGGGAGCAUAAACAGUGUGCGGGCCUUCCUGUUCUUUACAAGUAUUCUUUAUUAGUCCAGCACCUACGUUUUUAAGGAUGUGCGUAUGACCACAUACUUUUCUGUAAGGAACAUGGACCAUAAAGUAUCCUUCUUCUCCUUCCCAAGGUGACAGAGCAGCUGAAGAUUGAGCAGGAGUUGCGAGACGACAAUGUGGCAGAGUACCUGAAACUGGUGAACAGUGCUGACAAGCAGCAGGUGAUUACCUUUUAACUUUUUAACGGUUGUACUUUUCUUUCUUGCACACACACUUGUAUUUUCUUACUAGCAUUGAUUUUGCUGCAGAUAGGGUUUCAUUGAUCGUGACAUCUUUGAUGAAUGCACUGAUUGCAAGUCACUCUGGUUAAUAGCAUCUGAUUGCUAAAUAUGCCCCGUAUGUAAAUGUUGAAAAUGCAGGUGGGGCGCAUCAAGCAUGUGUUUGAGAAGAAGAACCAGAAGUCAGCCCACAGCAUUGCCCACAUGCAGAAAAAGCUGGAACAGUAUCAUAAAAAGAUGAAGGACAGCAGUGAAAAGGACACCAGCUCCAAACACCACAGCAUCUCUAAAGAGAGCUCCAGGGACAUGCUGAGCCACACCGUGAGCAAUGUGAGCAGUUGUAGUGGACGACACCCCCUGGACAAGAUCAAGACAGUAGGGCCUGGCGUCUCGCUCUCGCCACCCUUCUUUUUCAGCAAGCCCCGGGACUUUGCCAACCUCAUCAGGUACUGAUGCAGUGCUCCAUGCUGACCAUGUGGGUGUGUCAGUGGGUGGGUGUAGCUGUGGUGUGUGUGUGUGUGUGUGUGUGUGUGUGUGUGUGUGUGUGUGUGUGUGUGUGUACACAGUGGAGGGAUUUUGGUUCUUGGACAGAAGAGACAGCUUGUCUUAUCACACACCCUGGCUGCAGUGGAUACGGAUUGAUCAGGCCACCAUAUAUUAACAAAUCUGUGUCCUAUGACGAUAGAUAAUAAUAAUAUUUUUUCUAUUUUUCUUCAGGAACAAGUUUGGCAGUGCCGACAACAUCGCUCACCUGAAGACCUCCCUCGACACGCCCUCUCCCUUCCACUCUGAAGGAACUGGGCGGGCCUUGAGUGGGAGCGCCACCAUAGUGGGCGGGAAGACCCCCACCCCCGCCGCCACACCCACGCCCAAGUACACCAGCGAUGACGAGUGUUCCUCGGGCACGUCCCUGUCGGCGGACAGCAACGGGAACGCAAUGGCUCUGGGCGUUGGGCUGGGUCUAGAAGUGGGUGUCGGGGCUGUGGUGACCCCAGGGCAGAUCCUGGAGGCUGGGGACAGCCAGGGGAGGCUGGGCCUGACCACGGAGGAGGUGAGGGAGAUCAGGGAGGCCCAGGGGCAACUGGAGGAGGACAUGGAGGGAUUCAGGACCCAGUUCAAGAAAGACUAUGGCUUCAUCACCCAGACGCUACAGGAGGAGAGAUACAGGUCAGGUCACAGUCAUAUACACUAUACAGUUGAAGUCGGAAGUUUACACACACCUUAGCCAAAUACAUUUAAACUCAGUUUUUCACAAUUCCUGACAUUUAAUCCUAGUAAAAAUUCCCUGUUUUAGGUCAGUUAGGAUCACCACUUUAUUUUAAUAAUGUGAAAUGUCAGAAUAAUAGUAGAGAGUGAUUUAUUUCAGCUUUUAUUUCUUUCAUCACAUUCCCAGUGGGUCAGAAGUUUACAUACACUCAAUUAGUAUUUGGUAGCAUUGCCUUUAAAUUGUUUAACUUGGGUCAAAUGUUUCGGGUAGCCUUCCACAAGCUUCCCACAAUAAGUUGGGUGAAUUUUGGCCCAUUCCUCCUGACAGAGCUAGUGUAACUGAGUCAGGUUUGUAGGCCUCCUAUAGGAUUGAGGUCAGGGCUUUGUGAUGGCCACUCCAAUACCUUGACUUUGUUGCCCUUAAGCCAUUUUGCUACAACUUUGGAAGUAUGCUUGGGGUCAUUGUCCAUUUGGAAGACCCAUUUGCGACCAAGCUUUAACUUCCUGACUGAUGUCUUGAGAUGUUGCUUCAAUAUAUCUACAUAAUUUUCCUUCCUCAUGAUGCUAUCUAUUUUGUGAAGUGCACCAGUCCCUCCUGCAGCAAAGCACCCCCACAGCAUGAUGCUGUCACCCCUAUUCUUCACGGUUGGGAUGGUGUUCUUUGGCUUGCAAGCCACCCCCUUUUUCCUCCAAACAUAAUAAUGGUCAUUAUGGCCAAACAGUUCUAUUUUUGUUUCAUCAGACUAGAGGACAUUUCUCCAAAAAGUACGAUCUUUGUCCCCAUGUGCAGUUGCAAACCGUAGUCUGGGUUUUUUAUGGCGGUUUUGGAGCAGUGGCUUCUUCCUUGCUGAGCGGCCUUUCAGGUUAUGUUGAUAUAGGACUCAUUUUACUGUGGAUAUAGAUACUUUUAUACCUGUUUCUUCCAGCAUCUUCACAAGGUCCUUUGCUGUUGUUCUGGGAUUGAUUUGCACUUUUCGCACCAAAGUACAUUCAUCUCUAGGAGACAGAACGCGUCUCCUUCCUGAGCGGUAUGACGGCUGCGUGGUCCCAUGGUGUUUAUACUUGCGUACUAUUGUUUGUACAGAUGAACGUGGUACCUUCAGGCGUUUGGAAAUUGCUCCCAAGGAUGAACCAGACUUGUGGAGGUCUACAAUUUAUUUUCUGAGGUCUUGGCUGAUUUCUUUUGAUUUUCCAAUGAUGUCAAGCAAAGAGGCACUGAGUUUGAAGGUAGGCCUUGAAAUACAUUCACAGUUACACCUCCAAUUGACUCAAAUGAUGUCAAUUAGCCUAUCAGAAGCUUCUAAAGCCAUGACAUCGUUUUCUGGAAUUUUCCAAGCUAUUUAAAGGCACAGUCAACUUAGUGUAUGUAAACUUCUGACCCACUGGAAUUGUGAUACAGUGAAUUAUAAGUGAAAUAAUCUGUCUGUAAACAAUUGUUGUAAAAAUGACUUGUGUCAUGCACAAAGUAGAUGUCCUAACCAACUUGCCAAAACUAUAGUUUGUUAACAAGAAAUGUGUGGAGUGGUUGAAAAACGAGUUUUAAUGACUCCAACCUAAGUGUAUGUAAACUUCCGACUUCAUUUGUGUGUGGACACCCCUUCAAAUUAGUGGAUUCGGCUAUUUCAGCCACACCCGUUGAAAAAAAAUCGAGCGCACAGCCAUGCAAUCUCCAUAGACAAACAUUGGCAGUAGAAUGGCCUUACUGAAGAGCUCAGUGACUUUCAACGUGGCACCGUCAUAGAAUGCCACCUUUCCAACAAAUCAGUUUGUCAAAUUUCUGCCCUGCUAGAGCUGCCCCGGUCAACUGUAAGAGCUGUUAUUGUGAAAUGGAAACGUCUAGGAGCAACAACGGCUCAGCCGCAAAGUGGUAGGCCACACAAGCUCACAGAACAGGACUGCCGAGUUCUGAACGUAAAAAUCGUCUAUCCUCGUUUGCAACACUCACUACCGUGUUCCAAACUGCCUCUGGAAGCAACGUCAGCACAAUAACUGUUCGUCGGGAGCAUCAUGAAAUGGGUUUCCAUGGCCGAGCAGCCGCACACAAGCCUAAGAUCACCUUGCUCAAUGUCAAGUGUCGGCUAGAGUGGAGUAAAUCUCGCCGCCCAUUGGACUCUGGAGCAGUGGAAAACGUGUUUCUUUGGAGUGAUGAAUCAUGCUUCACCAUCUGGCAAUCCGACGGACGAAUCUGGGUUUGGUGGAUGCCAGAAGAACGCUACCUGCCAAUUGUAAAGUUUGGUGGAGGAGGAAUGAUGGUCUGGGGCUGUUUUUCAUGGUUCGGGCUAGGUCCCUUAGUUCCAGUGAAGGGAAAUCUUAACGCUACAGCAUAGAAUGACAUUCUAGACAAUCCGGUGCAUUCCAACUUUGUAGCAACAGUUUGGGGAAGGCCCUUUCCUCUUUCAGCAUGACAAUGCCCCCGUGCACAAAGCGAGGUCCAUACAGAAAUGGUUUGUCGAGAUCGGUGUGGAAGAACUUGACUGGUCUGCACAGAGCCCUGACCUCAACCCCAUCGAACACCUUUGGGAUGAAUUGGAAUGCCGACUGCGAGCCAGCCUAAUCGCCCAACAUCAGUGCCCAACCUCACUAAUGCUCUUGUGGCUUAAUGGAAGCAAGUCCCCGCAGCAAUGUUCCGACAUCUAGUGGAAAGCCUUCCCAGAAGAGUGGAGGCUGUUAUAGCAGCAUAAGGGGGACCAACUCCAUAUUAAUGCCCAGGAUUUUUGAAUGAGAUGUACGACGAGCAGGUGUCCACAUACGUUGAUCAUGUAGUGUACAAGCUCCAUUUCAAUAAGUUACUAUUACAACUAUGACAAGCUCCAUUUCAGUAGGAACUACAGUAGGAACUGUUGUUGUAAAAGAGAAUGUUCUUCAUGAGGAGAGAUACAGGUCAGAUUACUUGAUCAGCAUUAUUAAACCUCCAUUACAAUACAGAAGUAACUACAACAGCAGGAACAUAACUAAAAUGUUAGGUAAUCCCUCUCACUGCACUUGCCAGUAUCACUUUUUUAUUAAGCUUAUGCGUCGACAUCAUAUUACACAGGUGGUGUUAGUCCCAUCAUCUAUCGGCAAUCUUCUUUUUUUGCCUGUUAUUUUUUGCUUGUCUCCAGCUGGUCUUGUUGCUAUGUAUGCUGCCAGCGAAUGACCAAUCCACAGAAUGAAAUAUAACACUAGUAUACUACACAAUAGUAUUGUAUUUUAUCUCUAUGGAUCAAUCAUUGUCUAUAAUUCAAAUUCAUGGUAGAAUGACCAAUUUGAGUGUUUUUGUCAUUCUAUUUCCUGGUAGGUAUGACCAAUCACAGUGUAAAUAUAAUUGUAUUUCCUGGUAGGUGUGAGCGGUUGGAGGACCAGCUGAAUGAUCUGACUGAGCUCCACCAGGCCGAGACAGCCGACCUGAAACAGGAGCUGGCCAGCAUUGAGGAGAGAGUGGCCUACCAAGCCUACGAGAGGGCUAGAGACAUACAGGUACUGUACUGGUGCAUUGCUACUGGCGUCAGCGCAAUGACAGUAGCUAGCUGUUUUCUAGACAGGGUUUAUUGACCACGUUCUCCCUCCCCUCCACAGGAGGCGCUAGAGUCAUGCCAGACGCGCGUCUCUAAACUAGAGCUCCAGCAGCAGCAGCAACAAACCGUCCAGCUCGAGUCCCGUGAUGCCAGGGUGCUUCUGGGUAAAAGCAUCAACAUCAUGCUCGCCAUUGUCACCGUGAUCCUUGUAUGCGUCUCCACGGCCGCCAAGUUCGCCGCUCCCCUCCUGCGGAGCAGACGCCACGUUAUGGGAACCUUCCUGGGCAUGUGUCUGCUGGCGCUGUUCUGGAGGAACUGGGAGAGUCUACAGUGUGCUGUGGAGAGGGUCCUGGUGCCAGCCUGAGGGGGACAAUAGUCUAAUGCUGUCCAUGCCAUUCACUGCAACAAAUGAUCUACGGACUGAUCUCAGAACUCCAACAAAACAGCCUAUUUAUAAGUGGUAAAAUACAGAAGGUGCAUAGUGCAAAUGAAGUCCGAUGGGGGAAAAUGGAGCUAGCAAAGCAUGGUCACUGACUGGUUAAUCUCAUCACCCAGAAUAACACUGAAUAUCAAGACAAUGUGGGGUGAAUGAACACACAACGACAGACAUUAUAACAACAGCAACUACAACCACACUGCUAGAGAAUGUUGCAGUCCUUGAUCAGUGCUGUUUCUUGCAAUGUUAAGGUUGAAUCGCUGCACCCAGAAACAAGUCUCGCAGUGUUAAGUCCGUCCUGAGAGACUAUUGACUGUUCAAGAUAUAGGUUCUCCAUUGGUCAGAAGAGGGGAUGCUGUCCACAACACACUACAACAAAUAAUUUCCAGACACAGUCAGAUCACAUGCAUAGUGCAGAAGAAUUGCACUAGAGCAAGCAUGAUGGGGGAAAGAUGGGAGCUGGGUAAAGCAUGGUUACUAACUGACUGACUUCAUUAUAUAGGAUCUCAAUCUCCAUUGUCUCUGACAGGGUUGGUGGGUUGGUCACGGCACACAAUCAUCAGAGGGCACGGUUGCAUCACGGUUGUCUUACGGUCACAGAGGUUCAUGGUUCGUGGUUCUUCACCCUAUCCACGCCAUCAAUACACACACACAAACACACACACACACACACAACUCAGCCUUGAUGCUCUGCUCUCCCAACAUUCUACUACAGAGACUAUAGUUCACAAGACAGGAGUGAGGGAGGCGGACAUCUUUUUUAAAAUAUUUUAUGUCUUAAGGUUUGUGUCUUACAGCCAAUCCGCAUUCCUUCUUUAUUACCUUGCCUGCAGUCAGAAGUUUGUCAGCCAUUUUUUAAAACUGUUGUUGACUUGGUUUGUUUACUUCUUUUAUUGGAUACAUUUUAAAAGUGAAAUAUGUUCGAUAGAUUUUUUUAACGACCACUUGUUUGUUUGUUUUUAGGAAAGAAUGUUCUCUGUUUCCCUCUAGAGGGAUAAGUGACGGGAUGCUGUCUGAAGGUUGGGGGUUUGGGGGGU
This is a messenger RNA of Coregonus sp. 'balchen', 9770 nucleotides long. The record is from the annotation of a GenBank genome assembly. Lineage: Eukaryota; Metazoa; Chordata; Actinopteri; Salmoniformes; Salmonidae.